This is a messenger RNA of Chara braunii, 4079 nucleotides long. The record is from the annotation of a GenBank genome assembly. Lineage: Eukaryota; Viridiplantae; Streptophyta; Charophyceae; Charales; Characeae.
GGCGCAAAUCUGCUGUUUACCGUUACAUUGUUGUCGGCCAGAAGGUCGACAACAGGGGGGUUAAUAUGCUACGGUGCACCUUCUGCAAUAAGGUGUUUCAGGGAACCCAAUUCUACGCAACGAAACACUUCACCCAGCAGAAUUAUUGCAAGAAGGUGUCCGAUGAUGCAUUGUACCAGAUUGCUCAGAAAUGCACACACCGCUUCGAGGCUGAUCAGGUAGAGAGGGUGCGGCGGUUCGCACACGAGCGUGGUUUCGAUGUCCCACGGUCGGGUGCGAUGGGUGGCGAGGCGGAGCGUCCGGCACAGGGCGUGGGCGAGGGAGAGGAUACCGAGCAUUAUGCGGAGGGAGGUAUUGCGAGAUAUGGGGAGGGUGCGGGUGCCGCGGAGGAGGACGAGGCAGACGUUGACCUAGGGGUUGGCGUGGCUGAGGGGGAGCGGACACCGAGGGGAGAGGGGGGCUGGGAGCGGAAGUGCGGGAAGAAGGCCGUCCCGCCUGAGACGACAUGCACGCCGAGUUCUUCGAAGAAUGCUGUUCCUGAUAGAGCAAGCACGCCGGCUUCUUCGAAGAGGAAGGAGGGGGGUGCACAACUUUCUGGCACCAGUGCAGGGAAGAGGCUGCGGCAACAGAAAAUGACGGACACGUAUGGUGGCGAGUGGAUUGGUGAGUGGAGGAAGGCAUUCUUUCGCUGGGUGUAUUCCAGCGGGAUUGCCUUCAAUGCCUUCCGCAAUACGCCGUACGGAGACCUCCAGCAGGUUGCUCUUCGGCAACCUGGUGGAGCACCUCUUCCCGUGCUUCCAUCCCACAACGAGAUUGCAGACAUGCGAACUGUGGAGAUCCACCGCGAGCAGUUGGCGGAGGAGUUGGAGGAGGUUAGGCAGCCAUUAUGGGUGAGUGGCGCCACCCUCCUCUCUGACGGGAGGAAGUCACGAGAUGGGCGACCGAUCGUGAACUUCCUCGCAGCUGGGUCUCGGGGGGUCGUCAUGUACACGACGAUCAACCGAGAGGGGGAGCCGGACGAUGCGGUGCACGUCCUACAGAGAUGGGUCGCCAUCUUUCAUGAUUUCAGAUUCGGUGGCCUACAGCGGGUCAAUGCUAUAUGCACUGACUCCGCCUGUGCAUACGUGGGGGCUGCGAGGGCUUUGGCCUCGCCAUCUAUGCCCCCUGAGCUGAGGAGGAUCACUUGGCUCUCGUGUUGCGUCCAUGUCUGCUACAAGUUGUUGUCAGACAUUGGCACGAUCUGCACCUCUUUCGUGGACACGAUCACGCGUGCCCGAGCUCUGGUGGUGUUUUUCAAAACCCACCAGGCCGCUCUCAGCUUCUUUCGGAAGCGGAGCGCGGCGUUGGGCCUCGUGCUUUCAUGCGAGACGCGCUUUGCGUCCGCCCGUAUACAGCACAUGAUGGAGCCUGCACACUGCGCCGCGUUCUUACUGAACCCCCGUCGCCGGAAUGUUCAGUACUUCUCCGCGCAGCUCGACCGGUACCACACUUGGCUUGUUCGACAAGCCAAGAUGUAUCUAUUGUCUCAGACGCGCCACGACGAGUUGGGUGGUCGUUACCUUGAGGUAUGUCGACAGUUCGAGGACUUUCACAUGCAGCAGGGUAGGUAUGGGUUUUGGGGCGGGGCAGAGGGGUGCGCUCAGCCUCGUAGUUCCAUCGGAGACUGCGAGACGUUGGAGUGUGCGUCGUGGUGGUCUCAGUACGGGGGAGACGCGCCCGAUUUACAACAUUGCGCUCUUCGUUUGAUGCACAUGUGGUCCUGUGCCUCUCCAGCGGAGAGAAACUGGGCGGUCCACGAGGGCAUCCAUACGAAGAAGCGUAAUCAGUUGGCCUUCGAGAAGGUCGUUCAUCUUGUUGAGAUCACCGCAAAUGUGCGGUUGAUGGAGUAUAGACGUGCAGGUUGUGGAUACGUCCUCCCUUGGCAGCGAGACGAGGGCAUGCUUGACGCUCAGGCGGGAUUGGACGUGGAGCCUGUGCGCUCGGGGACGAGGAGUGGGAUGACGGAGGAGGAGAUCGAGGAGCAGGCUGCCCUCAUUGCGCGAUCCCAUUGGGUCUUCUGCGCCGCCCCUUCAUCCGCUCCGCCCGCUCCCGUUCGGCGUGACGAGCGCUCACCUGCACCGGUUGGGAGGGAGGACUUGGGAUCCUCGUUGCACAUCCGCGGGCAUGGAUCACUGUUUAGCGUAGCCCGUCAGCUCCUUUUGGACCCGCGUGCAUCGAGCGACUUGGGGGAGAUGGGUGUUUAUAGCGGGGCACCACCGGUGGAGGAGAGGGAGAGACGAGCGGAGGAGCACGGAGCCGCCGGAGCGGCCGGAGUUGAGGGUAUUCGGGGUAUGGAGGAGGAGGUAGCUGGAGUAGUGGGGGGCGUGGUGGCGGUAGAUGAUGGUGCGCACGUCGAGAGAGAGGAGGCCAUGGCGAGGGUUGAUGAUGGUGACGAUGAGGGAGAGGAGGCCAUGGCGAGGGACGAUGAUGGAGAGGAGGCUGUGGCAGGGGUAGAGGAGAGCGUGGCAGGGAUAGAUGAUGGUGAUGCCCAAGUUGAGAUGGAGGAGGAUGUGGUGAGGGCAGAUGCUGCUGCGUUGGUUGGGGGAGAGGAGGGUGUGGUAGGGGGGGACGUCGCCCGUGGUAGAGGAGAGGGAGGCGGUGACCUUGACCCGAUCAUCCAGCGUUUUGUCGAUGACGAGAUGGGUCCCGCGCUAGCGGGUUUGACCCCGGGCACGAGGAGGGCACUGGGGGCAUCGCCAUCAGGACAGAGGGGGGCGUCAGGGCUGGGGAUGGGGGAUUUCAUGGACAUGUCUUUGGGGGAUCCGCCCACCCCUGGAUACAACUCGCCUCCUUCGAGAUCACGUCACAGCGAUUCCCCCUCGACACCAGUCGGUUGGGCCCCCCGUUCACCAUCCACGCCCACCAGACCCAGGGUUCGUGACAUGACGGCCGUAUGGAGCCUCCCUCUUGACACGUCGCUAUUCGGGAGGACGGAUAUCGACCUGGACUCCAUACGUCGGGUCACAGUGCACACUGCACGACAACAGCCAGGUUUGGGUGGGGCUGACUCCGGGAGGGGUGCGCCGAGGGAGGUCAUGGCGGCAGUAUCUCAGCUGCGAGAUGUUCGCGGGGUUGGACAGGCCGGAUGUACCUUGCAGGCCGCUUUGGCAGCCGCAGCACGUGGUGUGCGUGAGCAGACUUCGCGCAGGAGCGGAGUCGCUCGUACGAGUUCCAUGCCUCAGAUGAUGCCUACCACGGGGGAUGCCUCGUUGGAGGAGUCUUCUGGAGCCGAGGGGUUGGAGAUGCCGCGCGGUUCUCGUCGUGAGAAGACAGUCGCAGAGGUGACUCAUGUGAGUGCUAGGCUUGUUCGGGUGAGGACGGGGGCUGCCCAUGUGACCGUGGUGGAGGACGAUCCCGAGACGGAGCCUGCAUGUGAGGAGGCCCCACAGGAGGGUGACGAGUACAGGGACGACGAGGAGCGUGCGGAGGAGGAGAGCGAUAACGGGGAUGAUGACAGCUACCACGACGACGACGACGAGCCCUCCCCUUCACCACAUUCUCGUAGACGACGUGGCUCUCGUAGAGGACAUGAUGACGUAGACGACCCGUCCCCUCCAGGGCGGCGGGAGACGAGGAGUCGGAGGAGGCGAGGGUCAUCCGUUGCGACAGCGCCGGGGCGAGGGAGUGUUUCGUCGACACGCAACACGAGUGGGGCGAGGCAGAGAGGCAGUGGUAAGGGGAAGGGAAGUCGACGGUAUUGACAGUUUCGUUCCCCUUUCAGUGCUUCCACGACGCCUUUAUGUUGUUUGGGCUUAGUGUUCUGACAUUGUUGUAUAUUGUUUAGGAUGAUGUACAUAUAGUUAGGUUUUAGGGACUUCGGACCAGUUCAUGAACUUCAGCAUGAAGGUAGACUGGGUAGUGUCGUCGACAGUGUUUGUUUGUUUCGUUUUUCGGUUUAUGUACGUCGUUUUCAUAUUGUUUUUUAGUUAUUGGGUUUUUGUUAGAGGUGGGACUUCAUUCUGACUUGUCGUUUUACGUAGAUGUUUGUUAGGGUUUUAUUUUCAGCUAUGUUAGUUAGCAGUGUAGGCUGCAUACCAUCG